AUGGAGCCUGGGCAGUCAAGGCAAGGGUUCUUGCCUCGGCUAGAGGCGACGUUCCUCUCGAUAUUUCACCCUGUGGAUGGGCCCAAAGUGCUUUUUCAGAUGCCUGAGUAUACGUUUCAGGAUGCUCCGUCCGCGUCUGCAACCCCUGAUACGCUACCCACCCAGCGGCAGAAACUCAUGCUGGAUUUCAUCUCCAUGUCAGACUAUGUCAUCCCAAAAGGACCGCUGUGUGGACGUCUCAUCAAAUGGGUCGUAUCUUCGAAUGCGAGCGUCAAUGGCCGCCGUCGGAGCUAUAAAGUGCUGGGCCACCCGGUUCUCUUAGACGGUUCAGAGAAGUACGAGCGGAAUCACUUUAUCUUUAAUUUGUGCUUUGUAUUCACAGCCGAUUCGGAUGUACGCCCCUAUGAGCCCAUUGUGCGAAAGUGUGCGCGAUUGUUGCGACAACUGGAGAUUGAGGAAUCGUUCAUAUCGCGCAUGGACAAUCUACCGCGUCUGUAUGGGAUCGUCGAGCAGCUCUAUGAAGACUUGAAUGCCUAUUAUGAGUCUUUCAUUGCUCUUCCUGAAGCUGUGAGUGCUUCUAUUGACGGUCUUGAGGCUGUGAAGGCCAAGCGACGUGCGUCUGGCAACCUGACGCUGGUGGAUCCGCAGGAGCUGGAUACACUCAUCAGCCAGGCGUCUGGGCCGCUGGCAGAAGCACGGAAGAACAAGCUGGGAUCCCGGCACAACUCUAUCAAGCUGCCGCAAGAAAUCCAGGCCCUGACGGCCAUCCAUACUGUGGCGGGUGACAGCGAUGCUACUCUGAAACAAUCUACUGACGAGGAUGUGAUGGCCUCUCACACAUCGCGUACGGCUCAAUCUUCACAUUCGCCCCAGCUUUCUUCCGAAUCGCGACGUUCGCGUGACAAGUCGCCACAGCGGGGUAUGGGCCUACCGCAUGGUCUUGGUCGAACUGUGCGUGAUGCUAUCAAUCUGAAACUGUUUCCUACUCUACCGAAUCCUCAGCCUGUAAGCGACUGGGACGUGCCUGUCCUGUUGAUUGACUUGCGCAAGUUUGUGACGCCCGGGUGGGACUUGACAUUGGUCAAGCUCAUUCCGUACAUGGAUGGUGUGAACCAUAUUAAGCGCAUUGCGCAGUUGUCAGAUACCGACCUCACCUUGGUGCGUCAGACGGUGGAGCAUUUGCUGUACUACUACAUCGCGAUCAUCAUCGACAUCUUCCAAUUCUCGAAUAUAUAUGCCGUGAAGCCGCAGAUUGCGCGUUUGCUAGACGAGACUAAUAUGGGCACAGAAUGCGCGACCUAUGUGGCGAAACCUGGACAAGCGCCGCUGGCGGUCCCGAUCUUGUGGCGAAUGUAUUCCAUGCUUCGUCAUGGCCGAACAUUGCAUGAAUGGGUGGGCACAUUGGGUCAUCAUGCACACUGCGUAGAUGUUCGGCGGUUCAUUACGUUCGGUGUGAUCAAGGGCUUUAUCCGUCGGGUUCACCAAUACCCUAUCUUUUCUCCUUACGAACCAAAUACGGAAACUCCUACGGACGUGGAAGGGCUUGGACUCUCUUCGUCAGUGGGUGGGCCAGCCUUUGAGACGCCUGCUUCGACCUCAGCGCAUGGCCGCUCCAGUUUCUUCUCCACUAUGUUUGGCAUAUCCAACAUCACGACAGAGAGUCCUGGGGAAGCAGAUCCAGGCUAUACGCCUACUACGCCUACCUUCAUGGCACGUGGCAAAGAGUCACGAAGCUAUUUCCGAUUGCCACUCCGGCCGCUUUUACGACGCCCGACCGCGACAGCUGUGGACGUGGGUACCAUGGCCCAGAAUGCUAGUAUUGAGCUCUCGAAGGAGGAAGCUGCAGGUCCUUCGCGAGGCAUGCCACGAACGCAAUCCACAAACAGCGUCCGUGAAAAGCGUGUGCCAGCUGAUCUAGCUGACAUGCUGGAUGGGACGCAUUGUGAUGAUGCUCUCUGUGUCCACUUUGGCAUGUGCUGGCCGGAUUUGUACAAAAUGAUUUUACAGCUAGCCCAGCCAGAAUUGUGUUCUGCAGCUACGGACGAGUCUCUGCCCAGGCAUCCGUCUGAACAUCGAUGUCAUCAUGGCGUGCCAUCUGUCUCUGGCAUAUUCCGUAUGCAGUCUAAUGACUCGGACGGCAUGGAGCGAGUCCAUCGGUCGGCCUCUGUGAGUCCGCGACGCCCCCAAGCUGGUGGACAUGUAGCCAUUGUAGCGAUUUAA
Malassezia pachydermatis is the source of this 2220-nucleotide messenger RNA. RefSeq lists its product as hypothetical. The record is from RefSeq and is a predicted model, not a curated record. Gene Ontology annotation, cellular component: GATOR1 complex; vacuolar membrane. Gene Ontology annotation, molecular function: GTPase activator activity. Gene Ontology annotation, biological process: positive regulation of autophagy; negative regulation of TORC1 signaling. The transcript is spliced from 2 exons. Bases 1 to 2220 code for a protein of 739 amino acids. Lineage: Eukaryota; Fungi; Basidiomycota; Malasseziomycetes; Malasseziales; Malasseziaceae.